AUGUACGCGCUUAGAUUGUCAAUCCUGUGGAUAUUCAUCGUGGGAAGCAUCGUGCAAUGUUCGGCUUCAAGUAUUUACAAUUUCGGUAGAGCGAACGUAAUCGUCGGAGGUGAUCCCUCGAAUCCUUGUUCUGCAACAAGAGAGUGUUUUAAUUGCACUCAUUCGAAACUGUGUUUGCCAGUCAAAAACAAAUUCCAACAGGUAGCUGUGAUAGAUUGCAGUUCUGACCCUUCAAGACCCUAUUGCGAUAGCGAUACCGGUCUUUGUACAAGCGUAGCACCGAACGGUUGCUCUUCGAGCGAAUUCAUCUGCCCUUUAAUCGAUGGCGUGUACCCAGAUCCCAGAAGUUGCACCAGAUAUCACAUUUGCGUGAACGGUUAUAGAACGACGAAUAUUUGUCCGCCUAACAAUGUCUACGACGCAUCCAUAAAAGAUUGCAAAUUAAUACGUUAUUCAAUCGACUGCGUUACAAUCAGUUGCACGGGUAAGGAGGGCAAAUUUUUCACCUAUCCAAAAGACGAUCGAAUCUAUGGAGCUUGCGUUGAUGGUAAAUCAUAUAUCAUUGGACGAUGCGAAGAUUACGAGAAAUUUGAUGUUAAUUCGGGACAAUGUAACAGAGUUUGCAGAGGACCAGAAAAUCAGCCUACAGAAGAUUGUCAAAAGUAUAUACGUUGUGCCGAAACAAGCAAAGGAAGAUAUGAGCCAGUUUUGCAAAACUGUGCCUGCAACCAAGGUUUCGAUAAAGUUACAAAAACCUGCUCAACUAAAGCAGAAUGUAUAGCUGGUAAACCAGAUCCUUGCAAACCAGAAACUACAGAAAAUGGAAAAAAUAAAAAUCCCGACAAUGGGGCAGCUGAUUUGAUCGUAAACAAUUCAGAAAAUCAGAACAGCAGUAGCAAUGUAUCUAAUGGUAAUGACGAUUCCAAUGGAAAUGUUGUGAAUGGCAAUGAUAACGGAAAUAAUUCCAAUUCUGGUAACGUUGCCAACACAGGAGAAGAAACAAAACCAGAAGUAAAUCCACUUAUUAUCAUAAAUUCAGGGCAUAGUCAAAAUUCGAAUAAUGUUUCUAACGGAGACAAUAGUGAAAAUGGAAAUAUAAUUGAUGGAAGUAACAAUGAUAAUCAUGCAA
Molecule: messenger RNA, 1129 nt
Organism: Polistes canadensis
Lineage: Eukaryota; Metazoa; Arthropoda; Insecta; Hymenoptera; Vespidae
Product: basic-leucine zipper transcription factor A-like
Exons: 2
Cellular component (GO): extracellular region
Molecular function (GO): chitin binding
Source: RefSeq, a predicted model, not a curated record